Biomphalaria glabrata is the source of this 5028-nucleotide messenger RNA. RefSeq lists its product as uncharacterized. Bases 310 to 1587 code for a protein of 425 amino acids. The transcript is spliced from 10 exons. Lineage: Eukaryota; Metazoa; Mollusca; Gastropoda; Planorbidae. The record is from RefSeq and is a predicted model, not a curated record.
CUUUUUAAAUACGCAAAGAGACCUGAUAGACCACAUUAACAAGAAUACAAAAAUAGAUUUUUAAAAAAAUGUCAAAUAUCUUUUUGCCUACAAAAUCCAUUAUCGGAUUACACAUGAACACAACACCACAUUUAUUUUUUUUUAAUUUGUUUGAGUCGUUCAUUUCAGCGUAUUUUCAUUCAAAAGUUGUAAAAUUGUGAAAUACAGUUAUAUUAUACAAUUAAAGUAGUUGAUCAAAUAAGCCUGACAUUUGCUUGCAGUAAUUCUAAUAUACUUUUAACAAAAGUAGUUUACAAUUUAAAUUUGAUUAUGUUUAACGCUGGACUUUCAUUCUGGACUUUGUAUUUACUUAUUGUUGUUGUCAAACUCAGUGGCAGAUCUUUGCAUUCACUUCAUACAAUUUCAUUUUCCUACAAGAAAAACUUGAAUACGAAUCAAACAUUUCCAAAGGACAGAGAUGCUUGUGUCGACGGAGGGAUUUGUAUCAUCAAUGUUCGUAUCUCUGUCAGCGACAAAUAUAAUACAGCAGCAUAUGGGUGCUCUUCCAGUCAACUCGUUAGAAACAUUACCUGGGACAACAAGGAAGAACAACAGUUUCUAAACAACUUGAGACAAGAAUGUAAUGGUCAAAAGAGAUGUACGAUUUUAGAAUCAGCACAAAAUAAUCUGCAAAUAAACUGUACACAAACACUUGUAGAGACUGAUGUAAUGCUUAUUGAUUAUUGGUGCAAGCCAACAACACCAGAUAAUUUGGCAGUGUUUGACAUGAGUAAAGAUAACAACACUUGGUUAAAGGAUAAACCUUUGAUAUCAGCGUUGACACUUAUCCUGCGUACAAAGACAAAGCUCUUUAAUAGCAGAAGCUGUAUCAUCACAACUAAUAAAAGAGAUGCACUUGUUCAUCUACUACAUAUAGACUGGGGACAAACUUGCUAUAAAACGGAUAUUACAUAUACAGAAUUCAUUGAAAUUAAUAAUAAAAGAAUAUUUUAUUGUGAAAGUUUCUUGAACCGCAGCAUACGUGUGAGCAACAAACAAGUCAACAUAACAGUGAGCUCUACGUCACGUGUUAUUUGGAUGGAAGUUAAAGCCUCUAAAUUUCAUAGUGUCGAGUGCCAGAAUCCUAAACCUCAAACAGUGGAUUAUAUCUCAGAAGCAGAAACAAGCUGCCUUGCAUUAACGCAUACUACCACCAAGAGAACUACAUCAACAUCAAAAAACCUGACCUCUUCCGAAUGGGCCACCACAUUGACAACUUUAAUCAGCAGUGUUCACAACUCGUCAGGGAAAGGAACCAAUCGAUUUUUUAUUAUUUCAAUAUCAUCCGGAGUUGUAGCGUUGUUAACCCUUGCUGUGGUUAUAAUUAUCGCUAUAGCUUUAUGUCGAAGAAGGAAACAAAUUGACCAGAGUUCAAUGAAAGAUAAAGAUGAGUUACCAUCUCCCCAGCACAAGGACGGUCAUGUCUAUCACGAAAUCUUGCAACCUGAGUAUGUGGAACUGUAUCGAGAGAGCCAGAUCCGGAGUGACCCAAACAAUUUCACUCCAAUCUAUCUUGAACUAGAGGACAGUUGCUAUACUAUGGAGUGAAACUAUGUGUUAUUGAUCGGCGAUACGAGAUGGCAUAUUUUCACACGACAUAGUUUUGAUUUCUCAGACAAACUCGAUUGUUCUGAUGCUAAAUGAAUGCCACUUUAAAACUUAAUUGAUGAUUUUCAACAGUUUAACAUUUUUUUUUUAAUGAUUGUUUCUUUUUUAAUAUAAUGGAAUGACAAUGUUUUGUUAAACAUCUAAACACAAUUAGUUAAAUAGGUAAAAAACAAAAAACAAAAAAAAAAACUUUUAUAUAUUAAGGAUCUCACUAAACCUUAGGAGAGCAAGGCCAGUACUGACCUGCUUUGAGUGGUAUAAAAGGCUGGACGAAUACCUCCCAGUGGGGCUGCCACCUAGAAAAUUAGUGGAUGGUUAGAAAUGCAGAAGAAGUAUCCAGAUGCAGUUUUUAAUGCAUCAUGCCACUAGACUAUCUGAUAAAACUGGCCUCUCCACCAACCGACAAAACAUUCAACGUUUUCAUCCCCCCCCCCCCUUUGGUGUCGCCGAACGACCCCAGACAUACGCUUGAAACUAGUAGACCCUAAUGCCACUAAGCAAAGUCGUUCAUCUAACGACUUUCAAAUUCUAGCACUUGAGACCAUUAAUGCCUUCAAGCCCAGUGCUAUUUUUGCAUAUACUAAUGGGUCGGCAUUGAUAGAUUUACUCAGUAAAAAAUCUUUCUACCAUGUGGUAGUGUUUGCAUCUUUGAUACGGAGACCAUUGCAGUCUGUGAAGCCUUAAAGGUCAUUGAUUCUCAUAUCGGCGAGAGACAUUUGAGGGCAAUACAGAUUGUUGUGGUCACUGACUCAAAAUCUGUACUACAGGCUUUACAAAGCCCUGGACCAUGGCCCCACAAUAUCGACACUGUCAUCAUGGUGUCUCACGAUAUAAUGCAAUGGGUACCGAGUCACAUAGGUGUGACUGGCUACACAAUUGCAGACUCCUUGGCCCACCAGGGAGGGCAAAUUCCACCCACUGAACAGGCUGCAAGUUUUCACCAUGUUCUGGCUAUAAUAAAAAAAAAAACAGAAAUGGAAAAGUGGUUUGAGUGCUGGGACAAGUCCCAAAAAGCCCGUGAAAUCAGGUAGCGCAUGAGGCGCCCUGACCGCACUUCCCUGUGGUGGAGGCUGUCCAAGCAAGCUAUUAUAGCACAGUGCAGGACAGGCAACUGUCCUGUUGGCUGAUAUUUCUCUCAGCUAUGGCCAAAUUUCGAUUCACGGUGCCCCCGCUGCGGGUAAGAAGUGGAAACCGUGCCUGAUAUUCUGUUUGACUGCCCCAGACUUAAUGAUCUCCGACUCGACAGGUCUGGGAAACCAAAAAUUCUCGAACUGUAUGGUGACGUGUAUGCACUACGCAAGACAGAAGGGUUUCUGUCCAGGGCUUUUCCAAGAGAGGAUUGAAGCCUCUCAAGCCCUCACUUAAAUGGAGUUUGAUGAUGAUGAUGAUGAAGAAUCUCAACUGUUUCACAUAAGAGCCUUAAGUAACACAUUUCACCUUUCUAAUUAUCUCCAUUACCUGUUCUACAAGGUUCUUUAAAAAAUUCAAACAUAAGUACUGGUUCUAGACUAAAAUACCAGUAGAUGUGAUUGAACAUAACAAAAACAUGAUCUUAAGUAAAACACGAACAUCCUUUAUACAAAGAAACACUUAGCGUCUGUUUUUACAGGCAAACACUUUGUAUUGAAAUCUGUGCAUGUUUUUUUAGUCUCUUCUACCCUCGUUAUGGAGAGAUUGUUGAGACGAGCAAGAAGAGACGGCAAUUGGUGUGUGUGUUUUGAAGUCAGAAACGAGGGACAGAUACAUGGGUCCUCUUUAAUGGUGGUCUCUUAUUCUUUGAGUUAAUACAUUCAACUUAUGAAAUAGCUUACUCCUUUGAGUGCUUGCUAGAUGCGUAACUAGCGAUGUGCGGGUGGGGGGUGGGGUGCAUCAAGUGUUGAACGAAAUGUAAAUUUCCUCAGUAUAAGUUUUUAGUAAAUACUUGAUAUUGUACAUAUAUAAACGAAUACAAACUACUGUAUUUUAAAUGUAAAUUAAAAAAAAAAAAUCUACUUUGUUAAUCUUCUAUCUUCUUUCCUAAAUUGAAUGUAAGCUGUAAACCAGCUUGUAAUAGAUUGACGAGAUUUUGUUUGAAAGCUAUUUUGACAAGCCGACAUGUGGUUUAAGUUGCUACCUCAUUGUUCGAUGUACUAGUUAUAAAUGAGGGACAAAGUCAUUAUGAAAACAUUGGUUUUAUCUAGAUUAAUCUAGAUCUAGAUGUUAUACAUAUACCUUUUGAUCCAGGUAAUUGUAAACAAUUAAUUUGUCAAAAAGGAAAACAAAUAUAUAUAUAUAAAAUAAGAACUAAAUUAUCCAUUUUAAAUUUCUUCUGGUCGUUUUGGUAAAUACUCGGCACCCAUGAUUUUUUUAACAAGCAAUAUUUUGUCAUCUCACCGUCAACAGUAUUCUUGAUAGCAACACUAGAAAUAGACUUAGUCUCCUCAUCAAAAGCUUUGUUAAAACAUUACAACUUCUUUUUGAACUCUGUCCAGCAUAUCAGUCAGUGUAAUGAAUGGUAAAUAAACUCUUUGAAAUGAGCUAGAUGGAAAAGGAAGAUUAAUUGACUUGUAAAAAAACAUUCAGACUUUGAAAGUGAAUGAAAACAUUUAUUUUCGAUGUACAUGAAUAAUUUAGCCUAUUAAUCGAGUUUUAUAACAAGAACGUGUAUGAAGAUUGUUAUUAAAUGUCUCUAUUAUAAAACCUCGUCACCGAUUGGGUCUAGAUUCUAAAAGUUAAAAGUAAUAAAUAUAGAGAGGUGGUUAAAUAAUUGUUGAGAGCUAGGCUAGGGUAAGAAAAGUAUUUCUAAAUUAUUGAGAGCGAGGGUUCCUAUGUUGAGAGAAGUUGUUCUAAAAUGUUGAGAGAAAGAGGGUUCUCAUGUUGACUAGUGUAGUGACAGCUGGAGAUGCUGACUAGGACUUGUGGUUGAGAGGCUUUAUACUGACAAGAGAGACUUACAAGAUCUAAUAGAUCUUUUCUUCUUUCACAUAGUCUAGCCAGCGGUGACAACAAAUGUAAUGCUGCCACACAGCUAUUUGAUAGGCAGAAAUGUCUGAGGUUCUAAAGGGGUAAACCUUGUUUGAAACGAUUAUAGAUGACAAAUGUUAUGGAGGUACACAUCAAUAUGGAUCUAUUUCAGAACAGGAUUGCGUCUAAUUAGGUUUGUAAUAACACAUCCACAUUUGAAAACCAUUGUUGGCGAAUCCUUCAGGGUGAGGUGGAAAUGCCAUGUCCUCAUUAUUGCUGUCAUCCGUGUCUAAAUAAAUGUAUUCCUCUGUCGAUGUCAUCCCAUACACCUCUUGGCACAGAUUGCCAAACUUGCUUAAGUAGAAAGGUGAUCCGUUGGGUAAAAUUAUGGGAGUAGUUGGGCUACCAUCCGCACGACAACAAAAUCUUAAAUAAAAA